ACAAAAACAAAAAAAUGAUGAAAUUUUUAUCGAUUUGUUGUUUAUUUUCAUUCAUUUUGGGUAAUUCAUUCAUACUGAAUUAUGCCAAUCUGAUUGGAACGUCAAUAAAUAUAAGCAAUGAUGGCCGAUUGCCAUCGAUGACUGACAAUAUUCAUGCUACUACGGAUAACAAUGAUGAUGAUGAUGAUGGUGGCGAUGAAAAAUCACAAUCGAUUGAUCCGAUCGAAACAACAGCAAAAUUAUUGAUCCGUGUCGAUGAAUUGGUUGAAAAAUUAUUAGCCGCUAAUAAUAAUAAUAAUAAUGAUGAUUCGAUUUCUGGUGAACAUUAUUAUAUUUCGGAUGAUCAUGUUGAAGCAUCAUCAUCAUCAUCAUCAGUAGUCAUUGAUGAUGAUGGUGAUUCAAAAAUGGCCAUCGAUCAUAAUGUCAACAAUCAACAGGUCGAUGAAUCAGCUGAUUCGAAAAAUCAAUACCAACAAGAAGAACGUUUUUCUGUUCUAUUAACCGAUUUGAAAAAGAUUGAAGAAAUGAUUGGCAUCGCCAUAGUUAAAGCUAAUUUAAAUCGUCAAUAUCGAUUGGUAAUGCGAUUACGGCCAUUACAAACAUAUGUGCAACAAAUUUAUCGAAAUCUUGAAUCACUUCGUGCUCGUGUUGUAGCCAUUGCUACAUUAUCCAAUCUGGCAAUUACUGUCAAUGAUGUUUUGGUACAAUUUGGUGAUGUAAUGACCAGUUCACAGAUAAUGUCAUCCGGUAUGAUACCGAAAAAUCCGCCACCGAAAAUUCUUCCCGGUAUUACGAAUUUCAGCAGUUCCAAUAUAGUUCCAAUAGCUGUUGAAUCGACAAAAACUACAACUACAAACAGAAUCAUUUCGGAAUCAUCAUCAACGAAAAUUGUGACAACAACUGAAAAUCCAACAACACUUUCAUAUGUCGAAGUGGAUGCUGAACAUUUUUUUCAGAAUAUUCUUUCGGAUCAUAAAAAAUGAAAAUCAAUCAUUAUGGCAAAUAUUUUUACAAUUUAUUUUAUUUAUUUAUUUAUUUAACUGUAUGGGAUGAAAGUAUUGAAAAAAGUAAAAAAUAAAAUUUAGCAAAAAAAAACAA
Messenger RNA from Dermatophagoides farinae (American house dust mite), 1098 nucleotides. RefSeq lists its product as uncharacterized. NCBI's taxonomy places the organism in Eukaryota, Metazoa, Arthropoda, Arachnida, Sarcoptiformes, Pyroglyphidae. The record is from RefSeq and is a predicted model, not a curated record.